This is a messenger RNA of Funneliformis caledonium, 587 nucleotides long. Lineage: Eukaryota; Fungi; Glomeromycota; Glomeromycetes; Glomerales; Glomeraceae. The record is from the annotation of a GenBank genome assembly.
UGAUGAUGAAAGAGCUGAAUUUGUCCAGGCAGGGAUAAGGAUUCCUACCGUAUUCAAAAGACCUCCAACCUUCAACUAUGCUUCUUUUAUUCCACAUGUCAGUUUAGAAAGGUUUUAUUCCGCUGUUCAUCAAUGGACGUUACAAACCUCUGCAAAACGACGCAGCGUGGUAAAUUAUCGAUGUAAUACCGAGACUAAUGAAAUGUCGCUCGUUGUAUAUUGUGCUCUUUGCCGAUUACUUUUUGGUAAUCGAUCAAACAUUCAUUCCCUAAGUUUGGAUCGGCCAAGCAGACAAACUACUCCUUUAAUGGAUAAAUCUCUCGGAAUUGAUUUACAAGUUCGCAAUGUCAGGGAUUUAUCUAUUCGUUAUACCACCGAUUCCUUUCUUUUCGACGCCUUGCAUAAACAAGCUGCAAACAUUGAAAAUUUGACAGUGAUUAAAUCAUCAGAUUCCGGUUUAAGAAAUUUUAACGAUCAACAAUAUCUGUCGUCUUUGAUAUUCUCUCAACAUAAAUUGCGUCACUUUUCGCUAACAUGCUAUGAUUCUGUCGAUGGUUUCACGUCAAAGGUUUUAAUCCCACUUGCAA